UGCGCCUAUAGCUUUACGAUUGUCGCCCUUGUUUUUGUGAUGGCCGAAAAUGCGUCAGAAUCUUCAUCUUUAAAAAAAAGCUAGUGUUUCAAAUUUCCCAGUUUACCAUUAAUCAGGGGCUGUCGAUGUCAAAAGUACUUCACAGAGUGCAGAGAAGAGGAAGUUUGAAGAGAAAGGUGAUGGCGAACCAGUGGAAAAGAAGAAAAUUACCAUGAGUUUUGGGAUAAAGAAAAAGACAGAUUUGUCAGCUAGCAGCAAAGACACAGCACAACUGAUAAAGGCAGCACCUGUCAAAAUAUCACUCUCAACUCAGAAAAAGACUGAGCCUAUUCCAGUUAAACCACAGACAGCUGCUAUCGCCAAAGCUUUUAAUCAGGAUGAGAGUGAUGACGAAGAAGAAAUGCCAUUUGAAGCCAAAAUGAGAAUGAAAAAUAUUGGCAGAGAAACACCAACAGCUGCUGGACCUAAUUCAUUUGGUAAGGGAAGAUUGGGAUUUGUAGACAGAAACAAAGCAAUAGAACGAGAUAUUCAGAAACAAUUAGAAGACUUGGGAGAAGCAUGAUUUUUUUUAUAUCUCUUUUACAUGAGCCAAACUUAUGCAUUUGUGUUUUCGCUUGCUAUAGUUCUGUUAAUAAAUGUGCAAGUGAUACUUUAAAAUAUAAAGUAGAACAUCGUUGGGAUUUAGUUUUUUAUAUUAAAAAAGAUUUAAUAUCCUCAGUGAUACACAGAGAUAUAUUUUGGGUCAUUGUAUAAAAUAUUCACAUACUUUUAACAUAUUUUUUGACUUCCCACACAUGCAUCCAAUACAAAGAAAAUAGCCAAAUUUUCCAAGGGAUGUUCCAUCAUGAAACAUACAUGGAACCCUGGGAUGGGAACUUGAAUUUGCCAUUAUGGGUUGGCGUGAAAUGAUGUGUUUUACGGGUUUAGACCUUUCUAUGGGUGGUUACCCUAUUUUCAUAUUGCCAUUCCCCGGGUUCCGUAUAUAUUUUAAUGGAUUGCAAUAUUAGUUUUGAAACAGUCUUGCAUAUAAAGAAUUUGAAUUACAUUUUUAGUAAAUUUAAAUUAUCUAGUUUAAGGAUGUACUUAGGUGAAGUUAAAAAAAUCUAGAAUUUAAAAUUGAUACUAUUAGUCAGAAGAGCAUUAGUUAGGGAACAAAAUAAGCUAAAAUUAUUGACAGGUAAUGGAGCUCCUUCUCGAGAUAUUUAAUUUUUAAAAAAUAGUGGGAAAAGGCUGACUCAGACUUUUACCUUAUAUUUGCAUUGGUAUUAUUUGGGUCUGAAAUCUAAAGAAAAGAAAUCUAGAAUCUGCUUAAAUUUUGAUAAAUGACUUUAUAUGAGCUAUUGAAGUCUUAUAUGAAAAAAAAAAUGGGUGUUAUGGGGAAAAUAUUUUACCAUGUAUCGUAGGAAAAAAACCCAGGUGUCCGAACAUCUGAUAAAAAUUCCUAAACUUGACCUAAGUACAUCCUUAAGGUGUGAUUUGAGGGUACUAGUUAGGGCUAAGUAACAAAGGAUGCAAGGCAGGUGUCCUUUAGUGUAGGACUUUUGCAUUUGAUUUAUUUGAAUUUAAAUACAAUUGUAGGAAUGAAUGUAAGGUUUCUGCUUAGUCUAUUACUAACAAGUAUUUUCAAGAACUUUUAAAUGCUGUGAAAUAUUUGUGGAAGUUUAUAAUAUAGAUGUCAUAAAUGAUUAAUAAUGAAAUCCUCUACUGCUUGUAACUGGGAUGGUUAUUUUUACUAUGUAAAUUCUCCCACACUGGUUUACAUCAUCUAUCAUCUAUCUAAAGAAUUAACAAUUAUACAAUUUAUGUUGUUUAUUGUAUGGAAAAUGUUUCAUGAAUAUUUUUAAUGCAGUGUGAUUUGCUUUUAUAUGUAACAUUAAAAUAUGUGACACAAAGAGCUUUAAAUUUAAAAUAUCACUAUAAAACAAUGAUAAAAUAAAAAUGUAGUCCUCAACUAUUAAGCAGAGCAUCAUUGAUGUGAAAAGUGUCAUGAUAAAUACACUUUUUUUUUUGUUACUGUACCUUUUGGCAAUAACAAAUUACUGAAAACUGACACAAACUUUGUUCCUUCAUUUAAAUUGUUAAUCAACAACUUUUUCAAAAUAUAGAGUGACCACUAAAGAAUUGUUUAAGCUGCAUUUUGGCCAAAUUAACACGAAAUAUCUUAGAAAAAUACGCUUUUAUGACUUUAAUACAAUAAAUUGUUUUAGCUUUUGACAAUUGAUGCACAUAUAAUUUAAUACUUCACUUGACAUGUUGAAAUACAUACAUGUGUAGUCAUAAAUGAGUGAAUUGACCAUUCAUUGGGAAAUCUGAUGAAUGAAUAAAGUAGAUUUGAGGCAUAAAUGACUUGGUUAACGUUGGGUAAGGUAUGACUAAUGAAUAUAUUUUAUCUAUAGAUUAUUGGUGUUAUUGGUUAGAUUAACAAACAAAAUAAGUAUAAGCUAUUUCUUUUAAUUGUAUAUAAACACACACACUCUAUAUAUUUAUUUGAAUAUAUGUUUUUUAAUUGACAAGUAAGCAUGUUGGAUAUAUCGUCUAUUACAGCAACUGGUAUUUCAUAUUGAAAAACAGUUAAUUCAACUUUCUAAAGCUAUAUUCUUUGCUACAUUUAAUAUAAGUAUUAGUAUUAAAGGAUUGUAGUAGACUACACAAUUACAUGUUAAAAUCAGCAUUUAUAUGUUUUCAAUGAAAGUAUAUUCUUUAAAUACAUUGCCAUGAAUUAAGUGUUAAUUUAGAUUUUAAAUCCAAUACAUGUUUACAUGAAAAAAUUAACUUUAUAUUAUUGUUAAACUACAAAACCACUCAUUCAUAUUUUAGGGAAUUAGAUAUUAAACUUGUGUAUUUUCAUUAUUACAAAACAAAUUUGUUAGAUACUUUGACUUUAGAUUUUAUUUCAAUCAUGGAGAAGUUGUGAUCUACUAUAGUUGUCAUGUAAAGGUAAUAUUUUUUAUGAAUGAAAUUGAAAAAAGUGAUUAUUGUAAUUAUUUCUUUUUCUUAUCCAAAUCUUGCAAAUUGUUGUUGUUUUGAUUAUAAAUAAAUAAAUAAAUAUCUUU
Molecule: messenger RNA, 3053 nt
Organism: Mytilus californianus (California mussel)
Lineage: Eukaryota; Metazoa; Mollusca; Bivalvia; Mytilida; Mytilidae
Product: PEST proteolytic signal-containing nuclear protein-like
Exons: 5
Coding region: 212-562 (116 amino acids)
Biological process (GO): protein ubiquitination; proteasome-mediated ubiquitin-dependent protein catabolic process
Cellular component (GO): nucleus
Source: RefSeq, a predicted model, not a curated record